AUGACCACUUUCGACGACAUCUUGGAGGAAGCGGGGAAGUUCGGACGAAGCCAGAAACGCAUCUUCGCCCUCUUCUGCCUGGUGUCCAUGCCCUGGGCCGGGGUGUACGUGGGCAUCGUCUUCCAGGGCUUCACUCCGGAGCACUGGUGCCGUCAGCCCGCGGCGCAGGAGCAGAGGCUGGCCUGUGGAUGGUCUCUGGAGGAGAGCGUGAGCAGGACCGUCCCCAAGGUGAACGUGUCGGGAGAGCUCCAGGCCAGCUCCUGUCUGCAGUACGAGCUGAAGGAGGACCUGAACCAGAGCUGCGAGCUGAGCCAGGACCUGAGCCAGAGUCCCACCAGCGGCUGCAAACACGGCUGGGAGUACAACUAUGAGGGCAGGCAGUCUUUUGUCACUGAGUUUGAUCUGGUGUGUUCUGAUGCGUGGCUGGUGGACAUGUACCAGGCCACUCUGAACGUGGGCUUCCUCAUCGGGAGCAUCGCCAUCGGAUACUUGGCCGACAGGUUCGGCCGUAAGCUCUCCUUCCUCAUGUCCAACCUGCUGAAUGGGAUAGCUGGAAUCCUGGUUGCCGUAGCGCCCAACUACGUGUCUUUGCUGGUGUUCAGGACGUUGUAUGGCUUCGGCGUGAAAGGAGGCUGGGUGGCCGGAUACGUGCUCAUCACGGAGCUGGUGGGGGUAGAGUACCGGCGCACGGUGGGGGUGGUGUACCAGAUGUUCUUCAGCGUGGGGAUCCUCAUCUUACCUCUGCUCGCCUACUACAUCAGUGACUGGCGCUGGCUACAAGUGGUCAUCACCGUCCCCUACAUCUUCUUCCUCUCCUACUACUGGUUUAUCCCGGAGUCCCCGCGGUGGCUCCUGUCCCAGAACAAGAAGGAGCAGGCUGUGCGGAUCACUGAAGCCAUAGCUAAAGAGAACAACAUGACCCUCUCCAAGAAGAUAGAGACUUUGGCAGACGACAACGCAGAAUCCACCACCGCCUCCUUUAUGGACCUGAUCCGUACUCCUAAAAUGAGGAAACACACGUUCAUUCUCAGCUACAACUGGUUCACCAGUGCAGUGGUGUACCAGGGGCUCAUCAUGAGGCUGGGGAUCCUGGGAGGAAACGUCUACAUAGACUUCCUGAUCUCGGGUCUGGUGGAGUUCCCCGCCGCCCUCCUCAUCCUCUUCACCAUCGAGAGGAUCGGUCGACGUCUUCCCUUCGCCACGGCCAACUUUGUGGCGGGAGCGUCUUGUUUUAUCACCGCCUGUAUUCCAGAUAGUAUGUUCUUGUUCAAGACGGCUGUGGCUUGCGUCGGUCGUCUCUGCAUCACUAUGACUUUUGAAAUGGUAGUUUUUGUGAACACAGAGCUCUACCCAACGUUCGUCAGGAACUUUGGCGUGUCCGUGUGCUCCACCCUCUGUGACGUGGGGGGCAUCGUGGCUCCCUUCCUGCUCUACAGAUUGGCCGUGAUCUGGCUGGAGUUGCCCCUCAUCAUAUUUGGUUCCCUCGCCGUCCUGGCUGGUGGUCUGGUGCUGCUCCUCCCUGAGACCAGAGGGUUACCUCUGCCGGACACAAUCGACGAUAUUGAAUUUCCAGAAAGGAUGAAAGAGAGAGUGAACGGUGGAGCCCUGUCGAACCUUCUGCCCUCCAGCGACGUGACCAACAACAAGAGCUCAGCCGUAGUUUAA
Molecule: messenger RNA, 1665 nt
Organism: Knipowitschia caucasica
Lineage: Eukaryota; Metazoa; Chordata; Actinopteri; Gobiiformes; Gobiidae
Source: the annotation of a GenBank genome assembly